AUGCCGGCUCUCGAUGUUCAAAAUCCAGGCGUCUCAGCCGUUGCCAGUUUUGGUUCGCUCUUGGAUCAAUUCCUUGAUGAGGCAGCAGCGAUAAAACCAACAGCCACCAUCGAACCGACACUCAAACAAUCAAACUUCGACAACAUAUCUAGUCGCGUAUCAGCUUGUGUAUCCAGCCAUGUCGCUGCCGGGCAGAAUGACGAAGGCUCUAGCCCCCAGGAGCCAGCAACAGCGAAGCAAUUCGCCAUCAUUGAGACAGCUGCGCGACAUCUCUUUGCCAAGUUGAUUGCUGUAACCCGAAUCGAAUCGCCCGAAUUCGUCAAGAUGUGGAAUCUACUCGACAUUUUGUCAAUAUUGUCCGAUGAUGGCCAAUGCGAUCCGGCCCUCUUGUUUUGGCUCGUCGAAGAACUUCUCGAUAGCCAGACCAUAUCUGGAUGUCGCAUUGUAUUUGACUACCUCGAGUCACGCCGUGAGCGCAUUACAGCAAAACACUUCAAGCAAAAACACCUCGUCAUUCUCCGAAGCUGCAACGAACUUUUACGUCGUCUCUCAAGAGCUGAGGAUACGGCAUUUUGCGGAAGGGUCUUCAUAUUCUUAUUUCAGAGCUUCCCCUUGGGUGACAGAAGCUCCGUGAAUCUUCGAGGCGAAUAUCACGUAGAAAACGUCACCACUUUCGAAGAAGCCACGGAAGAGGACCAACAACAGCAAGAGUCAAAAAUGGAUGUCGAUACGCCGGCGGAGACUCCCAGGUCAUCGACGGAAGCCAAAGCGUCUGCCAAGGGCGUCAGCUUCGACUCCAAGGACUCACAAAAGACCUACGAUCCAAGCACCCUUUACCCUCUGUUUUGGUCUCUCCAAGAAAGCUUCAGUCAACCGCUCAAACUGUUUGACCCUUCCCAUUUCGCAAAGUUCAAGAGUAGUCUGGAGAAUACCAUGAAGGCAUUCCAAGCCAUUCAUCAUAGUGAAGGGUCAUCAAGGUCAUUGGAAAAUUCAAGGAGAAAUCUGAAACGAAAGAGAGAAGAAGAAGGAACCGAAGAUGCUCCCGAAGCAUUUAACCCAAAGUACCUGACCAGCAAAGAUCUCUUCGAACUCGAGAUCAGCGAUCUCUCGUUCAGACGGCACGUCUUGGUCCAGGCACUGAUUAUUGCAGACUUCCUCCUGUCUCUUUCCCCGGGAACAAAGGAGAAGCUUGCUAGUCUCAAUGUAUCAAACAAAUCUGUCAUCUACAACGAUCAGUUGAGCGAAGAAAACACAAAAUGGGCAACGGAGAUGAAACAAACCAUAUCAGACUACCUUAAGAGGGGUAUUGACGGACCUUACUUCUACCGGAUGGUCGAGACGGUGCUAGCCCGAGACAAGAACUGGGUCUUCUGGAAGAUGGCAAGCUGUCCGCCUAUCCAGCGUGAACCCGUGUCGCCAGAGCUAUUUGUAGAAGCCAAGACGACGGUCCAAAAGUCCGCCACCAGCAAACGGCUUCGACCUACCCCUAUGGGUUCAGUACCACUCGAUUUUCUUCGGGACACAGACGACGAUUCUUCCUUGGACCAGCUCAAGACGGCGGAGAGAUAUCAACUUCCCGAACUCGAAAGCUUUCAGAGAAAGAUUGCCGACGACGACUUUGAAAUCGACAUGCCAACCAACGAUCAAACCAAAGCUGCAGCCAUAGCCGGCAAAGCCAGUAAAAGCUGGCGGGCGCUAAGAAUAGCAGCCCGUUCAAAAUUAGCAGCCUUUGAUAAAAUUGACGACUCCAAGAAAGUCGACAUUAUUUUCAAAGAGCUCGACGAUGAAGAUCAAGACGUAGACGACGAGGAGCAAGCAGCUCCCGAGGCUGACAUGCCCGAAGAUCGCAGCCCCAUCAUCAUCUCUGGUCCCAGAAGCGUCGGCAAGUCCGCUCUGGUCGCCAAGCUCCUCGAGCAGCACAAGGGCGUCUUCGCAACUGUUGUGCGGCACACGAUCCGAGAACCAGCAGAAGGCGAGGUCAAAGGCAAGGACUUCCACUUUGUCACAACCCAGGAAUUCAACCAACUACGCGAUGGAGAUCGCCUAAUCGAAUAUGGCACCCGGGACGGCAGCGAAUACGGCACAAGCAGCAAGGCUAUUGACGUGAUUACCGAGUCUGGCAAGGUGCCCAUUAUAGAGCUAGACCUCGAGGCCGCUCAAUUCGCCAAGGACAUGGACUUUUCAGCCCGCUACAUCCUCAUCAAACCGCCCCCCACAGAAUCCUACCAGACACGCCUCUCAUCAUCUGGAGUCGACGACACCGCCAUCCAAGACAUUAUAUCCAAACUCCCCGAUGAACUAGACGAGUCAAAAACCUCAGACCUCUUUGACAAAAUCAUCACCAAUGAAGAAGAAUUGGACGAUGCCGCCGACGCACUCAGCGAAUACACCUUCUCAAAGGGAGACCAAACGAAUGGCGAGGAGACGAAAGCCACUGAAGGCGAGGAUACCAGGGGUGAGAGUCAGGAUCAAACAGGCGAUGAAGCAGCGUCGACUAUCGUUGUGGCGACAACUACGGGGACUGAAGCCGAUGCGAAUGGAGGAGAUGGGGAUGAGAGCAUGGAGGAUGUGCCUGCGGAGAAGGCUGAGGCAAACGAUGAUGAGGAACUAUCAGACUACAAACCACAACAAUACAAGUCGUUUGACGACACGAAAAGUCUACUUUUUGCUCCUCUCAACUUCCCUUAUACAGCAUGA
Molecule: messenger RNA, 2697 nt
Organism: Pochonia chlamydosporia 170
Lineage: Eukaryota; Fungi; Ascomycota; Sordariomycetes; Hypocreales; Clavicipitaceae
Product: nuclear matrix protein
Exons: 6
Coding region: 1-2697 (898 amino acids)
Biological process (GO): regulation of DNA-templated transcription elongation; mRNA export from nucleus
Cellular component (GO): THO complex part of transcription export complex
Source: RefSeq, a predicted model, not a curated record